AUGUCCUUCACCAACAUCCCAAUUCUCGACCUCUCGCUGGCCAGAACCCCAGAAACUAAAUCCGAGUUUUUGAAUCAGCUCCGCCAUGCAUUACUCGAAGUAGGAUUUUUGUAUCUGAAGAAUAUCGGAAUUCCUCAGGAAUUAAUAGAUAAUGUAGUAGAAGAGGGAGUGAAAUUCUUUGAUCUUCCUUUGGAGGAAAAGACCAAAAUCCAAAUGGUCAACGCCCCCUCAUUCCUAGGCUACUCACCCCUCUCCGCCGAAAUCACCGCCCACGCAAUCGAUCAGCGCGAACAAAUUGAUCUCUCGACUCCUCACCCCAUCCCCACUCCUACCGAUCCCCUCUACUACAAUCUACUUGCACCGAAUCUCUGGCCCUCUUCCACGCAUCUCCCUAAUUUCCGUCCUGUUUUCGAAACUUACAUCAAGCAAAUGGGCGAUGUAUCUCUAUUCUUUACAUCGUUAAUCGCAGAAGCUAUUGGAUUACCCUCUAAUGCGUUUGAGCGUUUUUUCGACAUAGAUCAACAGCAUAAACUAAAAGUGGUUAAAUAUCCGGAUUUGAAGGAAUUGGGUCUUUCGCCUGAACAAGAAGGUCAGGGUGUAGGUCCGCAUAAGGAUGCGAUGUUGACGUCGUAUUUGCUGCAGGUGGGUGAUAAGAAGGGCUUACAGGUGCAGAAUUUGAGAGGGCAGUGGAUUGAUUGUCCUCCGAUCAAAGGGACGGUGGUAGUGGCUAUUGGACAAGGCAUGGAGGCGCUGACGAAGGGUGUUUGUAUGAGCACUACGCACAGGGUACUGAGCCCGGAGUAUGGAAAGGGUCCGAGGUAUAGUGUGCCGUUUUUUCAGGGGGUGAGGGGGAGUACCAAAUUUGAGGAGUUGAACGAAGUGGGAAUAGGGGAGGUGAAGGAGGAGGUAAGAGAAAUGAGGCGAAGGGUUUUGGAGAGUGUGGGGGGUAGAUUGGAUGAUGUGGAGUUUACUUUUAUAGGGGGCGGAAAGGCGGAGACGCUAGGAGAGGCGACAUUGAGAAAUAGGAUUAAAAGCCAUGUAGAUGUGGGAGAGAAAUGGUAUCCUGAGAUACUUGCAGAUAUAAGAGUAGAGCAGGAGGAGGAACGCAGACAAAAGAAUCUGCCAGUCACUCCACCCGCCGAAACGUAA
Molecule: messenger RNA, 1149 nt
Organism: Sclerotinia sclerotiorum 1980 UF-70
Lineage: Eukaryota; Fungi; Ascomycota; Leotiomycetes; Helotiales; Sclerotiniaceae
Exons: 2
Coding region: 1-1149 (382 amino acids)
Source: RefSeq, a predicted model, not a curated record